UUAAUCUUGCAUUUUCCUUGUCUAAAGUAACUGCGAAAAGCAAAGACAAAACCCGAACAGCUCUUCCCUCUCGUUGUUGAAUGCUUCCAUGGAGUUCAGACCUCGCAAUUACAGUGCCGAGCUUGAAUCUCAUGCCCUACCUCGCGUAACUGCCGCUGCUCAUCCUCUGUGUGCUUCACCUCCGUCUCCACCUGUCGCUCAGGUUGAUGUUGUAGAUCGUGGGAACAGUGAUUUCUUUGAUCCACUAAGAGGAACUGAUAAUGAUGCAAAUGCUGCUGUUCCUGAUCAUGACAACCUGAAUGAAUAUGCUGAUAUUCAGCCAACGAAGGAGUGGACCUCUUUCAGGAGAUUACUAAUGCAGAGGUUUCCUGUCUCCAAGAUGGUUUCAGUUUCUACAAUGCCCGAUGUUUUAAUGAGAAGUGGAAAAUUACAUGAGAAAUCUUCAACAGCAAUGCAUUUGGAGGAAUUGGACGAUCCACAAAAAUUUGCAGAUGAGGGUGUCAAGACUAUUACUUGGCAGGAGUAUGUUUCUCGGCUACAUGAGCUCAAAGAUGAGAUUACUCGUUCUUGGCAAGCUGAAGACCGGGUGACAUCCUUAAAGUUAUCAAUAAAGGUUGCUAAACUUCUGAUGGAUACGUCAGUACUUGAGUUUUAUCCUACGCUUUUUGUUCUUGUCACAGAUAUCAUGGAUAUGCUUGGAAACCUGGUUUGGCAGCGCAUAAAGCGUAAAGCUGAGUUUUCUGAAGAUGGAACAUUGCGCUGCAGCUUAGCAGAAAAUUUUCAAGCAAGGGAUAUUUGUGCUGAUGCCAAAGAAACUUGCUAUAACUGGUUUAGCAAAAUUGGUGCUGUGCAAGAGCUUCUUCCACGCAUUUAUUUGGAGCUGGCAAUUUUGCCUUGCUGGUGCUUUCUGUUUGACCAACCUUUAGACAGCCUCCGGCGAUUGGUAAUGAUGACCAGAGGAUUAGGAGAUCCAGUGGCAUCUGCAUAUUGCCGUCUUUAUAUGGCUCAUUGUGCUCAGAAGCUACCUUCACAUGAUAUAGGCUAUCUUGUUACAUGUGUGAAUGACAUCAGAGUUAUUUUAAUGCAAAUCUUGUCAGCCAAUGAAAGAUCUCAUAAAAAUGGUGAAGUCAACAAAAAAUUGCAAGUCAGUUUGAUGGAACCAACCAUUGAGUAUAUUAUGAAGUGUUUAUUUAAUGGGUUGACUCAGAGACAAGUCCAUGAAGUUCUGUCAGAGCUUGGAUUGAUGAAGAAUCAGCAGGAUUUGGGGAGUGUUUCAUGUGUUUCAAUCAUUCUUCAUCAUUUACUGAAGGAGCUCCCUAUUGAAGUAGUUAGUACAAACGUUGUGCAGAUCCUUCAUCUCAUUGAAUUUAGCAAGGAUAAUUCUUUUGGUCAGCACUUGAAUUACAGACUGCUUGGAUUCAGGCUGUAUGAAAGAAAAUCCCCUGCUCAUAUUGUGAAUACUGUGUUAGAUAAAGUUAUCCAGGUUAUUGGUAUGUAUGAUAGCCUUGACGAAUAUCUGAAGGUUGUAGAUGCUUAUACUGAUCUUAUUCUUCAGAAUCAGAUGAAUAACCAUUUGAAUGCCAUUUUGGAAGGCAUUUCAAGUCGAGCUUUGAAUAAAAGAGUUAAAGAGGAUGAAAUGUUAAGCUUGCAAUCUUUCAUUGUGAAACUUCUGUCUCAUUUUAAGCAUCUGGAAGAUGUUUUUUCUCUGGUUCAGUUUCCUGAAAUCUUAGAUGUAAUGUAUGGCAAGUCACAGGAUGUUGUCUUUCUGCACAUCCUUAAUAUGGUGACAAGGGAUGAUCACAUUAGUGAUCCAACAAGCAUACAGUUGCUUUUUGAAAUUGCUCAUACACUACAUGAUAAUGUAGAGUUUAUGAAUGUGAAAGAUGAUGAUGGCCAAGUGGCACGUUCAAUAUCUCGCUUUGUGCUCAUGGUAGAUUAUGGAGCAGAGAUGGAACAACAUUUAGCUUUUUUGGUUAAUUGUCGAGGAGCUUUUGGUAGAUUCAAUGAACUUAAGGAAACUCUUGUUCACUCUAGCAAUUCUUUAGCAAUUCAAGCUUUGAAAUGUGCCAAGAAACAUCUGAGUUUUUUCAAAGCAUGUGUUACAUUUAGUGAAGUCACAAUACCUUCUGUUUCUGCUCAAAGGCAAUUUGAUCUUUUUCUAGAAACUGCAGAGGUUGCAUUCUUAGGGGGAUUGGUUUCGCAUUCAGAUGGAUUAAUUGAUUCAGCAAUCACAUGUUUGCAUACCUUAGACAUAAUUGAUGGCUUCCGAACUCCAACUGAUGUUGAAGGACUAGUUUCAUCUAUUAGAAAGUUAUGUGGCUUCUUAAUCAUGGUUCCAGGUACAUUUAGUCUACCAGUCACCUAUUUCCCAAAUAACUUGUUUACAUUGAUCAGCUCCCGAUCUUGGUUUGAACCAAAAAUGAGGACGCAGAUUUUUUCAGCUAUCAUAUUAUUACUGACAACUUUAUCGCAAAAGAGAUUGCCAUAUCAUGCAAAUACACAGAUUCCAGGCAAUGACAUGUUAUACUAUGGGGAUUCAUCUUACAACCAAGAACUUGUUUCUUUGUCUAAGCUCGUUCUUGAGAACCUGCUUAGUGCUGUUCAACAGGAACCUUCCCAGGCUGCUCGAGGAAUUAUGGCACUUGAAGCUUGCAAUUGCAUUGCAUCAUCUUUUAUGCAGCUAAAUAGUGAAUUAUCACCUGUUUGUCUUACACUGAUAGAAACUGCCAAGUCAUGUUUGAGUGCCCAAGACAGAUACCUCCAGUCAACCGUUCAACUUUUAAACAAACAAUGCCCAACUUUUGUAGGGACUAUGGUGUCCACUUCUGUAUGAUUUGUGUUCAUCUAGGUUGAUAGGUUACUCGUGACAUCUAUUGUGACCUUGUUUUCUGUGUCCUUUUUCUUUAAAAGCGUUUUUUCUCUGUGCUCUUGCCGUUCUUUCUUUUGAACGAGAUCACUUAUUUGUUUCAAAUUUGUUGUUUUGCCUUUUUAGGAAUCAAAUAUAUUGUUUCUAAAUAUGGAGAACGAAAUAAAAACAGUGCUCCAUAUUAAAUUUUACACGUAUUCAAUUGACCCUAUUA
Vigna unguiculata (cowpea) is the source of this 3080-nucleotide messenger RNA. RefSeq lists its product as uncharacterized. The record is from RefSeq and is a predicted model, not a curated record. Gene Ontology annotation, biological process: endocytic recycling. Gene Ontology annotation, cellular component: endosome. Lineage: Eukaryota; Viridiplantae; Streptophyta; Magnoliopsida; Fabales; Fabaceae.